Molecule: messenger RNA, 2647 nt
Organism: Populus nigra (black poplar)
Lineage: Eukaryota; Viridiplantae; Streptophyta; Magnoliopsida; Malpighiales; Salicaceae
Exons: 3
Coding region: 108-584 (158 amino acids)
Source: RefSeq, a predicted model, not a curated record
ACACCUCACAAAACAACUCUCUUGUUAAAAACCCAAAGCGUAUUGGCUAAACAAAUCAAUAAAAAGCAAAGCAACCCUUCUCUCUAUUCGGUCUCUGUCUCUGAAGAAUGCAAAGACAAUCUCUAGGCUCACCAGUAACCAAGCUCCACCCCCAUGGAGAAGCCGAUACUCUUUUAUCAAACGACACUAAACCAGUAUUCAAAGAACUGCCUCCUUCUACUUCACUCGCACCCGACGCUGACGACUUAGAUCACAAAUCAACAAAACCACGCCGAUUCUUUUCUUCUUCAUCCGUACUUUCAUCUGCGCCUCCAAAACCAGAGCAACUCAUUCACCUUAUUCCUUUCCUCACCCUCUUUUGUUUCCUUGUCCUCUUCCUUGUCUCCCAUACUCCUUCUCAAUCAGAUUUGGCUCAGUUUAAUGGACUCUCUAACCAUAUAGCGAGUGAGAGUAUUGGUGGAUUAAGUGAGGUCCGAAGAGGCGACGUCUUGGCGACUCGAAGUUUCGGAAACUUGCAAGAGAUUGCUGCCGACGAACUCACCUCCCUCAAAUAUCGCUUUCACCGAAAACUCGUCCAUUUCUAAGCCGCCUUUUUUGGCUCUUUCUCUUUUUAUUACCUCUGCUGCCCGUCUCUCACAGCGCAUCGCACGUGCGAUGUCUGCUUGCUUACACGUGCGUUUUACACACACACACACUCGCACUCGCACGUAUUCAUUUAAUUAAAUUCCAUGUGAUAUUUUUUUAAGAACAAUGAUAUUUAUUUACGUUCGGCGAAGAGGACCUCUGUUUACAGCGCUUGUUUCAUCGUUUUUAUUGAAAAGCAUGACUAGCAAGAGAUUUUUCUCGUAGAAAUAUAGAUAGAAACAAGAAUACAAUGCUAUGAGGAGUGCGUACGUUAGUGUUAGGCGAUGAAGUAUGUUAGAGUGCGCCUAAAGCGGUGAUUGGGGUCCAGCUGGAGAAGUGGACCGUUAUGGCAGUUAUGGCAGUACGUACUUCCCUCGAAUUGGGGUUGGGAAAGCCAGCUGGAAAGUAGGGUGGCGUGUACUCUCUGAUGCUAUCAGGUACUCAGUCACUGUUGCCCGCGACUUUUUCUUUUAAUCUUUGUUAAAUAAACCGCUUCGAUAACCUAAGCCCCAAUUGCAUGGUUGUUUCAUGAUGCCAUGGUGAUCUUACCUUUUCAUUUUUUCGCCGACUAAAUUGGUAUUCUGAAAAUUAUUUUUAAAUUUUUUAAAUGUUUGUUUAUCAUUAAUAAUAAAUAUUUUCAGUAAAAAGUAUUUAAUUUAAAAAAACAUAGAGAUAUAAAAAAUUUAAAAAUAUUUUGUUAUUUUUUAUUUAUAUCAAAUUUAAUCUUUAGUUUUUGGAUUGCUAUAUAUUUUAUUUUGAUUUUUUUUGUUUUAUCUUAUUUUUUAAUUGAAAUUUUUUAUUUAUCAAAUUUAAUUUAUAUUAUUUUGAUUGUUAUUUUUUUUAUUUGAAAUAAUUUAUAAAAUUAUUUUAUUCUUUUUUAGCUUUUUUAUUUGUCAUAUUUGUUUUUAAUUUUUUUAAAUUUCAAAAAAAUAAAAUAUUAAAAUAUUAUUUUAUUCUUCUUUAGCUUUUUUAUUUGUCAAAAUUGUUUUUAAUUUUUUUUAAUUUUUUUUUAAAAUAAAAUAUUAAUAAGUUAUUUUUUACGACUUAGUCAAAUACUGAAAAAUAUUCUCCAAUUUAUUUUUUAUGACGCUAUUAAAUAUUAAAAAAUAAAUUAUUUUUGAUGAAUUUACUUUUAAUAAAACUUUUUUUUAAAAAAAAAUAUUUUCAGAAACAAACUAUUGUCUUAACUGUUUUAAUAUUUCAAUUUUACUGUUAUAAAUUAUGUGAAAGUUAUAACAAUGAGAUCCAAUUGACUUUGAGGUGUUUGAGAGUGGUAAUAGUUGUAUUUUAAAAUAUUUUUAUUUUGAAAAUGCAUUAAGUUAAUAUUUUUUUAUUUUUUAAAAUUAUUUUUGACAUUAGUAUAUCAAGAUAAUUUAAAAAUUAAAAAAUUAAUUUUUUAAAAAAUUAAUUUUUCAUAAACGGUUGGAACACAAUUCCAAAUAGCCUCUUGGAUAAUCCAAAAACAACUAUCCGAAUAUUUUUUUUAAAUCUGAUUUAUCCAUACAAGAAAACAAAUAUCUAGCAUCAUCAAGUAUAGUGCUACACUUGCUUACGUUGCAAAUUAAAAAGAUAGGACAAGGAAUUAAUCUCAACGUUCAAAGAAACCUUCCCGUUGGGAAAUUGAUGGGCGAGACAUUCGUUUCCUUCUUUCCAAGAAAAUAUACAGUAAUUUUAUGUCUUUAUUCUUGUUUUUGCCUAUCAGGUGCUACCGUGUUUUGAGGCAAGGACCAAUUUCUACAGGUGGUUACAGUGUAGUAGCCGAACUAGGCAGAAAGAUAGCAGAGAUUCUUGCAAAAGUAGAGCCAUUCAGAGAAAAGAGAGAGGAACUGGAAAUUAGACGAAAUAACACGGAAUAACUUGAACUGGAGCUUUCGCUCCACGAUUUAUAAACAGUGCCCAACGAAUGGCAUGAGGCCCUCGAAAGAAGCAUCGAUGUAGGAGGCACCUGUGAUUGAUAUUUGAUUUUAAAUUUCUUUUUAUUCUCUCUCUAUCCAAUGAAUGGCUUACUAUCUUUGCCCAUGAA